CACAGUAACCGCGCGCGCACACCGAGUCUCAGCCGCCUGCCCGCCAGCUCCGCUCUGCUCUUCUCCUCUCGCUUCAGCCUCUGAACGUUUUUGCCUUCUCCGUUGCUUACUUUGCAGGCUGCGUAACGAUUACGUCUCGUUUGAGGUGGACGAGACCGAGAUCCGAGACGAGGAGAGAGAAGAAAGGAAAGAUGGAGAGCCGGAGAAAGUUGGAAGCAGUGUUAACGAGUGUGUUAGAAGAAGAAGAAACACUCUUGACUGGGUUCAGGCUCAUUUCCCAGUAGCUCUGUGACUCUGUAGCAGAGUAGAGGACACACAUGCUCAGCUUCAUUACCUGCUCUGUUUUGACCUUCUGCUGUUGAACUGAUAACCAGUGAUGCAUCUCCCAUAAAGCAUUGCCCUGUUGAUACCCGCUGCUCAACUGCUGCCAAAUGCUUUGGCUUCCUUUUCCUCCAUUUAUCAUCUAUCCAUUCAUCCUAAAACCUGGUCUUCUCAUCCAGCCACCCACGCCCAGUCUCUGGAACCCCUCCAGGUUUAUCCUUUCGAUCCUUCAGGCUAGUCAGACUGUCCAGGACUGUCUGACUGUGUAUCAUUUAUCCAUCUGCCUGCGUGAAACAUUUAAUCCAUCUGCAGGAACCCUUAAAGUGCAAAACACACUGCCACUGCAGCGCCGUGGUGUGUCAAGCAUAGACGGAUUACCACAUGGGCAAAGUGGGCACAUGCCCAGGGCCCUGGAGCCAAUGGGGGCCCUUGGCCUGGUCAACAUGGAGAAACGUGUGCCUAGUGGGUCUGCAAAGCAUAAACUCUGGUUAUUGAUAAGUUAUCCAGCUGUCUUGGCAGCAGACUCGAUGCAUACAAGCACCUAUGUGAUGUGUUUCAUGCCAGAGACUGCAUCGGACAGUGAAGUAAUUGACAAAGCAAACACGUUUUCCUCUGCCUAUCUGUCUGAUUUGGACAGAAGUCUUGCUGAUGAACUGAUCCACUUCAGAUCUUUCAUCAGACCUGCCGGACUGAACAUGCCUCCAUCAAAACUCCUGAGCUCCAUUGUGGAUUACAGCCAACAUUUCCUAACGUAUAUGCUGUGUUGAUACUGUAUCUGACGCUUCCUGUCAGCAACUGCGAGGGAAAACGGCCCUUUUUGCAAAUGUCCAGGAGUAAAAAUAAGCUAAGGACAAGGAUGAUACAGAGACACCUGAACAUGUUGUCACUCAUGGCCAUUGAAUCAGAACUUGUUUGAUGACUUGAUCAAUGACUUCUCUUCAAAGAAGGCCCAAGCACCAGUAGGAAACAUCGCGCCGCAGCAUGUCAACAGGAAGACCACACACAGCGCGGGACAACAAAAUGCCAUGUCAGCAGCAAGAGGUGAGGAGAGGAAGUUGCCAUGGGAGCAGAGCAGAAGAAGAGCUGCUACGGGAGCCAGGAUCUGUUUAGGGCCACAGGUUCAGCAGAGAGGGGCAGCAGCGAGUCCUUCCAGCAUGUCAGGAGGUGGUAAUGCCUGCCAAACAUCCAAGAAGAUGUAUCGCCUGAAGAUCCCCGUCUCUCUGCAUCUCUCCCUCCCAAUCCAUCCAUUUGUCAUUCGCUUCCUUCGCCGUCUCUCCAGCAUGUCACUGAAGGUCCAGACCAGUAAUGUGACCAACAAGACUGACCCAAAAUCUAUCAACUCACGGGUGUUUAUCGGCAACUUGAACACAGCGGUGGUGAAGAAGUCCGACGUCGAGAGUAUCUUCUCCAAGUAUGGCCGGGUGCUGGGCUGCUCCGUGCACAAGGGGUACGCCUUCGUCCAGUACGCCAGUGAGAGGCACGCCAGGGGGGCUGUGAUUGGGGAGAACGGCAGGGUGCUGGCCGGACAGACGCUGGAUAUCAACAUGGCAGGAGAACCAAAGCCAAACAGAUCUAAAGGCCAGAAGCGAUCAGCUGCUUCUCUCUACAGUGGCUAUGAGUUUGACUACGACUACUACAGAGAAGACUUCUAUGACAGGUUGUUUGAGUACCGUGGCAGGGUGUCUCCGGUCCCUCGGGUGGUGCCCGUCAAACGCCCACGGUUGGCGGUGCCUCUGGUACGACGGGUAAAAUCUCUGCCAGUCAAACUGCUGGCACGAAACACCUCUGUCCUCCCCACCAGCAACGGCAACAAACAGAGAUCAGUGAAAGGUACAGAGCUCCAGGCGAUCAAGUCAGAGCUGACUCAGAUUAAAGCCAACAUCGAAGCUUUGCUGGGCAGACUGGAGCAGAUCACAGAAGACACACACUUUACCGCCACAGAGCUGAGGAAGUCAGACGACUGUAAGAGCGAGAAGGCGUGGCAGGACGGGGAGGAGUCGAGCUCGGACCUGGAGGACGAGGAGGAGCAGAGACAGAACAGUGAGGCUGAAGAGGAAGACGAAGAGGAGGAAGAAGAGGAGGAGGAAGAGGAGGAGGAGGGAGAACACACACAGGACGACACCGACGACCACAUGGAGAACAGUCGCCUAUCAUCAGAGAUGGACUCCAUUCACCCAUGAGAGGAUCUCUUUCUUUUACAGGAGCUAAACCCCUCUGGCUCUCUUGUCAUUUGAACACUGGUUUUGAGGCACUGUGUAGGUGUUAUUCUUUUCAUCUUAUAUUAGCUGUUUCUUAAUAUCCUUGCACUUGCUUUUGAUGCAUGUAUCUUACCCUCCGAUUUGGGUAAAGAGACCCUUUUAAUACAAUUUAACAGGGUCUGAAAUCUAAUGUUCACAGGUCCUUGAAAAAGGAACUGUUGGGGAACUUUGUAAGAAACAUGAAAACAUGAAUUGAAAGUAUGUUUAAAUUAAAGUUAAACUACAUAAAUAAUAGAACCAAAAAUAUGUCCACCCUGUGUACCGCAUAAUGAUAUCGAUGGCAUCAAAUGUAUUGUUGUUCUGCGGUGGAUGUUCUGUCAUUAAACAUCUUAGAAAUUCUUACAUCUGGAUCUAAA
Thunnus maccoyii (southern bluefin tuna) is the source of this 2935-nucleotide messenger RNA. It is a transcript of the gene raly, whose product is annotated as RALY heterogeneous nuclear ribonucleoprotein. Gene Ontology annotation, cellular component: nucleus. NCBI's taxonomy places the organism in Eukaryota, Metazoa, Chordata, Actinopteri, Scombriformes, Scombridae. The transcript has 13 exons. The record is from RefSeq and is a predicted model, not a curated record. Bases 1347 to 2501 code for a protein of 384 amino acids. Gene Ontology annotation, molecular function: RNA binding.